CUGACCUGCUUCAAAAUUGACUGAAUUUACUUCUAUUUUAUUAAGUACAUCCAAUUCAUUUUCAAUAGCUUAGAGUGAUAAUUGUUAUAGAUUAAUUGCAGCCAUGAAUGACACAAGGCUUGAUAUGUUUGAUGAUGGAAUGAUUGCUGUUGACGCCCAAAAUGUUCAAGGAGAAAUGACAGUUGGGCCUUCAUUGAGAAAUCAAGCAACUUUAGGAGAACCUGAUUUUAGCACAUUAGAUGAACCAAUAAAAGAUACUGUUCUUAGAGACGUAAGAGCAGUGGGUAGAAAAUUCUAUCAUGUGUUGUAUCCAAAAGAAAAGAAAAGUCUACUUAAAGAAUGGGAUCUAUGGGGACCAUUAGUGCUUUGCACUUUUAUGGCCAUGAUUUUGCAAGGAUCCGAAGCAGCAGAUAGUUCUAAUGAUGGUGGACCAGAAUUUGCAGAAGUUUUUGUGAUAGUAUGGAUUGGUUCAAUGGUUGUUACUCUAAAUAGUAAACUACUCGGUGGCAAUAUAUCAUUUUUCCAGAGUGUUUGUGUUCUAGGUUAUUGUCUGUUGCCUACAGCAGUAGCUUUAAUUAUUUGUCGAGUUAUAUUAAUGAUGGAACAAACUGUACUUCUAUUUGUGCUAAGACUUAUUAUAACUUCAAUAGGAUUUAUUUGGGCUACAUAUGCAUCUAUGGCAUUCCUUGGUGAUAGUCAACCAGCUGGACGAAAAGCUUUGGCAGUUUAUCCAAUAUUUUUAUUUUAUUUUAUAAUAUCAUGGUUAGUCAUAUCUCAUACAACAUAAAGGUACAUUUAAAGUUUAUGAUAGGCUGUACAAAAAAUUAGCACAAGAUUGUCACAAAAAAUGCUUGUACAGAAAAUUGCAGUACUAAUCUUUGUACUAAUAAUGUAUUUUAGUGCAUUUCGUAAAGAUUUGAAUUUAAAUGCUGUGAUGCAAUCAACUUUAGUAUUUAAGUGCUGUUGAUCAGUUAUAUGACUGGUUUGUAUUAUGGAUAUUUGAGAUUGCUCUGGAAACAAUAGUGACAAGUAGAUUUUUUAUCAUAUAAUACUUGAACAUGAUGCAAAAACACACUAGAAAAUCUUUUCUUUAUUUUUAUUAAGUUUGUACAUUUUAUUAUAAAAUUAUUUUGAAUGGAAAUAUAAGUCCUUCCAAGAUUCAGCCGUAUAAUGAAAAAAAUGGUGUGUAUGUCUUCAACGAAUUGUACAUAUAUAUACAACU
This is a messenger RNA of Trichogramma pretiosum, 1222 nucleotides long. Its product is annotated as protein YIPF6. The coding region runs from base 104 to 787 and encodes 227 amino acids. The record is from RefSeq and is a predicted model, not a curated record. Lineage: Eukaryota; Metazoa; Arthropoda; Insecta; Hymenoptera; Trichogrammatidae. Gene Ontology annotation, cellular component: trans-Golgi network; membrane. The transcript is spliced from 7 exons. Gene Ontology annotation, biological process: endoplasmic reticulum to Golgi vesicle-mediated transport.